This is a messenger RNA of Python bivittatus (Burmese python), 5736 nucleotides long. Lineage: Eukaryota; Metazoa; Chordata; Lepidosauria; Squamata; Pythonidae. The record is from RefSeq and is a predicted model, not a curated record.
GCGGGUCUCCGAGGGCGGGGAGAGAGGCCAUAUAUACAGGCUCCUGGGGAUGUGGGAAGAGCGCCUUGUAUCACAUCCGACGGGGUUAGGAAGACUUUCUUAGGUGAGGGCAGGACGUGACCCAGCCGAGGAAUCUUAACUACCUCUCAGGGAUCCUUCCCUGGUGAGGCAGCUUGCGAAGAAAAUGGCUUUGGAAAAGAGAUACAGAAAUGGAGGCAAACCAUUUUAAUUUCACUGGCCUUCCCUCUUCACCUGCUGCCUCAGGACUGAAACCUGCUCCUUCCUCAGGGGACAAUGUCUACACAAAUGGAUCUCCUAUGAACUUCCCCCAGCAAGGCAAAAGUUUAAACGGAGACAUGAAUGUUAAUGGCUUAUCUACUGUAUCUCAUGCUAGUACUUCAGGGACCCGUUCCUCAAACAACUCUCACCUCCAUCACCCCUAUGACUAUCUCUGGAAUUACUCCCAGUUUCCCUCUGGCAAUGGCAACAACCUCAAAGAUGGUCCACUGUUCUCCCAAUAUCCAUUGAACGGUACCCUUGAGAACAAUCGGCAGAACUCACCUGGACAUACCGCCAGUCUGAGGGGAAGUGGUGGGCAAGAGUUCUGGGCCAAUGGCACCCCAGGGACCAUAGGAUUAAAUUUUGACUCAGCAGAGCUCUACGACUCGUUCCCUGAUGAUCAGAACUUUGAAAUCCUACAAAAUGGCCCAUCAAGCUUCUACACAUCAUCUCAGCCUUCUCCCAUGCUUGCUUCAGGGAAUCAGGAUUUCUCACCACAGCAGGAUGAGCCAAGCAAUGAAGAGGCUGUGAAAGAACCACCAUCUACAGUUUCAGAAAAUGGCACCAGAUUGUUGGGCAGUAUGGAGCUGGAGAAUGCACAACCAGAGUUGAAAAUAUGUGGCUACAAUGGUUCUUCUCCCGUUGUUGAGCCUCUUAGCCAAGAGGCCUCUGUCUUGGAACCUGAUGCUGGGGCUGGUUGUCUUGAAGAUGCUUCUCGGAUCCCUCCUCCUCUGGAAGACUCUUUGGAGCCUUUUGAGUCACUAGACAGAGACCCAGGGACAGGAGAUCUGUAUGAAAUGGAUACAUCUGAACUUGUGAGUGGCAAGUCUCCACUGGAGGACCCUCCUGACAUUUCUGCCUUGGAUUGUCCUGGCAGCCCGUCUCUCAACCACUCUGACUCCUUCAGCCUGUUGGCAGAUGACAGUCAGCCUGAUACCUCUCUUUUUGGAAGUGCCAGUUUGCCUCCUGUUCUUGGAGAGUCAGUUUUGCAAGAGAGCACCCUGGAGCUGACAGGUGUGAGUGAAGUAGGGCAAGAGGACACAGAGUUUCUUGAUUCACAGGCACCCCUUGAACCAGAAUCUCUAAGUGCCUCUUUGGAAGAGUCAGUCAAGAGCAGUUGUCCAGGCAAUCCUAUACCCAUAAUAGACAGGGACAGCAAAGAAGCUUCAGCACUAAAUGUGUCCACCAAAAGUGAUAUUCCAAGAAGGAGAAUAGCCACAGUAGAAGAGGUGCGCUACCCCUUGAAGCAUGGAUGGCGAAGGGAGGUGCGCAUCAAGAAAGGGAGCAACCGAUGGCAGGGAGAAACCUGGUACUAUGGACCCUGUGGCAAGAGGAUGAAGCAAUUUCCAGAGGUGAUCAAGUACCUGAGCAGAAAUGUUGGGCAGAGCGUCCGCCGUGAACACUUCAGCUUCAGUCCCCGAAUGCCAGUGGGAGAUUUCUUUGAAGAGCGAGAUACAUCUGAGGGCUUGCAGUGGGUAAAAUUGACACCUGAGGAAAUCCCUUCACGUAUCCAGGCCAUCACGGGUAAACGUGGCCGCCCACGGAAUACUGAGAAGGCCAAGGCUAAGGAAAUGCCCAAAGUGAAACGUGGACGGGGCCGACCUCCCAAAGUUAAAGUGCCUGACCUGCUGAGCAAGACGGACAUCAGAGCUUUGAAAAAGCUGGAAGCCCAAGAGGUUCUGAGCGAUGAAGAUAAGCUGAAGAUGACCAAGAUCAAGAAGAAAAUGAGACAAAAGUUACAAAAUAAGCAGAAGCAGGAAGCCAAGACGCCGAAGGCCAAGGAGGCCAAACCUAAGGAAACAAAAAAGAAGCCUAAGCCCCAAGUCAAGAAGGAGAAGAGUAAGCCAGAAAAGAGCAAGCCGGAGAAGCCAAAGGAGAAAGUGAAGUUGAAAGAAAAAGUGAAGCCCAAGGAAAAGAAAGUGGCACCAUCAGGGAAAGCUCCCCGGAAAGUUGAUAAGAAUCUCCUUGCUCAGCGCCGUCAGGAAGAACGGCAGCGGCAGCAAAUGAUUUUGGAGGAAAUGAAAAAGCCCACUGAGGAUAUGUGUUUAGGAGACCAUCAGCCCCUGCCAGAAUUUUCUCGCAUUCCUGGAUUGGUUUUGCCCAGCCAAGCCUUCUCAGAUUGCUUAGCCAUUGUGGAAUUCCUACAUAACUAUGGCAAGGUGCUGGGCUUUGAUGUAGCCAGGGAAGUUCCCAGUCUGAGUACCCUCCAAGAAGGCCUCUUCAAUGUAGGAGAUAGCUUGGGUGAAGUGCUGGAUCUCCUGGUAAAGCUGGUGAAAGUGGCAUUGUAUGAUCCUGGCCUUCCUCCAUGCUGUCAGACUUUGAAGAUCCUUGGUGAAAAACUCACUGAAAUAAGCCUGAACCGUGACACUGUAUCUGAGGUCCUGCGCUGCUUCCUCAUAGCCUAUGGGGGAGAUGAAAGCUUGUGUGACAGCUUGAGAACUAAACCCUUCCAGGCACUUCCCCCAGAUAAAAAGGCUGCUAUCCUAGCCUUCUUGGUGAACGAGCUCAACAGCAGCACCCUUAUCAUCAGUGAAAUUGACAAGACUCUAGAGAGCAUGUCCAACCAUAGAAGAAAUAAAUGGAUCAUUGAGGGGAAGCUACGCCGAUUAAAGAUUGCCCUAGCUAAGAGGACUGGGCGUCCUGAAUCAGAAAUUACUGGUUUGGAGGAAGGACGAUGGCGACGGAGCUCCCGCAUCAUUGAGGAGAAUGAGGAUAAAGAAAUAGAAGAAGAAGAAAAAAGAAGAGCAUGCAAAGCCCGGAGAGAUACUGAAAAUGAAAGUUUGAUUUCCAGUGUGCCAGAGCUAGAGAGGCAAAUUGAAAAGCUUUCCAAGCGCCAGAUGUUCUUUCGCAAGAAGCUGCUCCAUUCCUCGCAAUUGUUACGGGCAUCAUCACUGGGGCAAGAUCGGUAUCGACGGCGGUAUUGGGUCCUGCCUCAUCUGGGUGGGAUCUUUAUAGAAGGUUGUGAGGCCUCAGAAGCAGCCUCCCUCCCAGUGUCCAAGAACUCAUUGGAAAAGGGAGAGGCUCUGAAAGAGGAAGAACAUGAAGCACUGUCAAUCAAAAAAGAGAACACUGGCACACCCUCAGAUCCUGAUUAUAUGAACUGCACAACUUCAAGAUCAUGGAGUUGGCCAUGGAGAGGCAAUGUAGGCAUGUCGCCACCAGAGCACCUGGAAUCCAAGUUGCCAGAGCCCACACCCUUGUCUGUCAAUGGGUAUUUGGAAGAUCCUGUGUCCCUGGGCCAGUCUCAGCAUGACCUCAGUCAGUCAGCCUUUCUAUCUUGGCUCAGCCAGACACAGCAGGCCUCUUCAUUGUUUAACAGCUCUGUGCUCACCCCAGACAGUAGCCCUGGCAAAGGGGAUCAGUUACCCCCAGAUGAUCUGCCAGACUCUACAGCAGAUGAUGAAAGUAUCACAGAAACACAGGUGGCCUGGUUCAAUCUGCUGCCUAGGACACCAUGUAAUGACUCUUCAAUUGGUCCUUCCACUGAACAAUCCUCUCGAACUUCGCAGCUCUGCAAGCCAGCUACCAGAGAUCAGUCAAAGACCUCAGGUCGGCAGCUGAAUGGCUAUUCCACCUCUAGCCCAGCACUGCCACCACUGUCCUCUGCUCCACUGCAUUCCAGCUCCAGGGUCCACAGCACUUGCUCCAGAGCCAAGGAUAUUUCCAAGAAGGCCCUUGAACCUUUAGGGCAGCCAAGGCGACGGGGACGCCCCCCCACUAAGCUUUUCAAACAGAUUGAGCAGAAAUACUUGACACAGCUGACAGCACAGCCUAUACCUCCUGAGAUGCAGAGUGGCUGGUGGUGGUUGCAGGAUCCAGAGGAGCUGGAAGCUGUGGUGGAGGUACUACACCCACGAGGCAUCCGGGAAAAAGCCCUGCAUAAGCACCUUAUCAAGCACAAAGAUUACCUACGGGAUGUGUGUGCCCGAGCUGCCAGUGAUCCCAUCUUCCAGAUUCAUUCUGAGGCUGCCAGCCACCUUAUCUCUCAAGAAGCGCUAGUGCAGUGGUCCAUGUCUGAGCGUGCCUUUGAGACAGACCUAUCAGUGCUUCAGUGGGUGGAGGAGCUUGAGCAGCGGGUGCUCAUGGCUGAUCUACAGAUUCGAGGCUGGACGAGCCCAGAUCCUGAUUCUGUUAGGAAAGACUUGCAGUACUGUGAACAUGAACUAGAGCUCCUGGAAGACAUCACCGUAAAAAAUAGGCGAGAGGGACCUGUCCUGCAGCGUGAAUCUAACCACCCUCUGGAUCUUGCAGUGCUCCGUCUUGCAGACCUGGAGCAGAACUUGGAACGGAGAUACCUCAGAGAACCUCUCUGGCCCCCACAUGAGGUGGUGGUAGAAAAAGCUUUGCUGAGUAACCCCAGUACCCUGGAGCAGAGUAUCACAGAAAUUACAUAUGAAAUCACACCACGGAUGCGAAUGUGGCGCCAGACUUUGGAAAGAUGCCAUAGUGCAGCCCAAGUUUCUUUGUGCAUCUACCAACUGGAGCGCUCUAUAGCAUGGGAGAAAUCUGUCGUCAGAGCGACUUGCCUUGUGUGCCGAAAAGGGGAUGAUGAUGAGAAUCUGCUGCUGUGUGAUAGCUGUGAUCGUGGCUGCCAUCUCUAUUGCCAUCGUCCCAAGAUGACGGAGGUGCCAGACGGUGAUUGGUUCUGCUCUCUCUGCAUUGCUCAGAUGCAAGGGGAAUAUCAGGAUGAGUAUGGAUCUCCACGACGGGGCAAGAAGCGGAAAAGUGGUACUUCUGGGACUUUUGGGGGGAAGGAAGAGCUCAGCCCUCGAUCUCGGGCAGCAGCUGCCGCCGCCUCCCAACAACAUAAUAUCCUGGCAAACACAUCCCCUCGAUACUCAGGUGAAGGCCUCUCUCCCUCCAAACGAAGAAGAGUGUCUACCCGAGGCCAGAGCGCUGACCUGACCUUCUGCGAGAUCAUCUUGAUGGAGAUGGAAUCACAUGAAGCUGCUUGGCCUUUCUUGGAGCCUGUUAACCCCCGGCUAGUGCCUGGCUAUCGGAAGAUCAUCAAGAAUCCCAUGGACUUUGCCACCAUGAGGGCGCGGCUGCUGCGUGGUGGAUACAGCCGUUGUGAGGAGUUUGCUGCUGAUGCCGCCCUGGUAUUUGACAACUGCCGGACCUUUAAUGAAGAUGAGUCGGAGGUGGGCAAGGCGGGGCUGGCCAUGCGCCAGUUUUUUGAGAGCCGGUGGGAGGAAUUUUAUCAGGGAAAACAUGAGACAAACCCAUGAAGCUGGCAGAAUGGGGAGAAGUGCGAGGAGCCAAAGGGGAAAGUGCCUCCCCUUUUACCCUGGGCUGCACACUUGUCUCUUCUGGAGCUCAUCUUGCUACCUGCUGAUUUAAUUUUUUCCCCUUCACAAUGACUGGACUUGGAUUGGCAUUUAACAUCACGCCUUGAUUCUCUUCACUCCAAGCAACACAAACUCUGACUGUAUAAGCCAAAUAAAAUAUAUAUCUCUC